Molecule: messenger RNA, 385 nt
Organism: Durusdinium trenchii
Lineage: Eukaryota; Dinophyceae; Suessiales; Symbiodiniaceae
Source: the annotation of a GenBank genome assembly
GCCCGGCAGCUGGGUAUGUCAGAAGUGUACUCUGCAGAACGCGGAUGGCGUUGAUGUCUGUGAGGCUUGUGGGAAGCCCCGGGCCCAAGUGCCCGCGCCCAAGGUGGCACCCAAGGGGCCGAAGGCGAAGGCAAGCAAGAGGAGUGAAGCCUGGCGCCCUGCAAAUCACCUCUUGGCCAGCAAGGGCUAUACCGCCAAGGCCUCUGCGCCCGUGCGGCGUGGCGCCAGCUGGGUGGUGGCCAAGGGGGAUUUCGUGCGUGGAUCCUGCCGCCUGGUCUUGGAUGCUAGCCUCGCACGAGGUGAUCCUGCGGCCGUGGCAACUCUGGGGGGCAAGGACUUAUGGGAGCGAGUGGCUCUGACUGGUCAGAGAGUGUAUAGUUCAUAG